Messenger RNA from Bombina bombina (fire-bellied toad), 4226 nucleotides. It is a transcript of the gene ARHGAP12, whose product is annotated as Rho GTPase activating protein 12. NCBI's taxonomy places the organism in Eukaryota, Metazoa, Chordata, Amphibia, Anura, Bombinatoridae. Gene Ontology annotation, biological process: regulation of GTPase activity; signal transduction. The transcript has 18 exons. Gene Ontology annotation, cellular component: cytoplasm. The record is from RefSeq and is a predicted model, not a curated record. Gene Ontology annotation, molecular function: protein binding. Bases 252 to 2765 code for a protein of 837 amino acids.
AGAUAAUUACCACGAUACAAGGGCCUGAUGUGGCUUAACACUCGAGUGCCACAGCUGAGCACCCACGUCUCCAUCUCACAUUGUUGUACAUCAUCUCCCCUUUUCCAGCCCACAUCCUCUGCAUUUGGCCUGCUCUGUGCUUGAAUCCAAAUUAUAUCUUAAUGGGUCUGGAUGUAAAGGAUUUCCGAUACGUGUGGUCAUAAUGUUGCUUAUUGUUUUCCUGGAAAGGUGAAAUACAGCUUUAUAACAAAAUGGCAGACAAAAGUGUAAAGCCUGCACCUGGACCUGUUUUUAUUGAAGUGGAAUAUGAUUAUGAGUAUGAAUACAAGAAUAAAAAGAUUGUCAUAAAGCAGGGAGAAAAAUAUAUUCUUCUGAAAAAAUCAAAUGAAGAUUGGUGGCAAGUUAAAAAGGAUGAAAAUGCCAAACCACUCUAUGUCCCAGCACAAUAUGUUAAAGAGGUGGCUCGGAAAGCUUUGAUGCCACCUAUCAAACAACAGAGUGUACUACCUAAUAGCCCACUUAAGGUCAUGCAAGGGCUACAAAGGUCCACAGAGAAUGUAAAUAAAUCGCCAGAACUUACAAGUUUUGGUAAAUCCUCUUCUAGUCAAGUUUCAGGUCUCGUUCGCGAUGCCAAUCAGAACAUUGGACCAAGCAAUAGUCCGGGGCAGACAAGAGGACUCACAUUAGAUAUUGUACAAAAUAAUGGAAAGCUGAAUAGUGACUUACAUUCACCAAAGGCCUCUAAUAGAAGUCCCUCAGCAAUUCAUUUUCCUUGUCCGGAGCUUAUGGAAAUAGAAAAAAAUAGUUUUUCAAAUGAACAGUCUGGUGAUUCUGCAGGUGAAAGCUCAGAAAAAAUUCCCCUGGAUUCAGAGUCUGGAGAUGAACUUAGUAGCAGUUCGACAGAACAACUGCAGUUUUCUUCUACUUCUGCCCCUGCAAGACCUGAUUCUCCUGUAUAUGCUAAUUUACAAGAACUGAAAAUUUCUCAGUCAUCACUGCCCCCACAACCUUGUACCCCUCCAAUCCACAUCAUUGGGGAGUGGGAAACCCAUAAAGAUAACAGUGGACGUUCCUAUUACUUUAAUAAGAACACACAAGAACGAACAUGGAAACCACCACGAGGCACAAAAGAAUCAUUUACAAGUAAAGGAGAAUCAUACAGUCCUGCAGAUCAGGAGCCUUUUUCAUCAGAAGACAAUUACCACAGCACUUGUGACAACCAAUCAGAUAGUCAGUUUGGUUCUCCUCCAAGGGGUUGGUCGGAGGAGUUGGAUCAGCAUGGCCAUACCUUAUAUAUCAAUGACCAAACUAAUGAAAAGUGGAUGAAACAUAUAGAUGAACAAGGUAGACCAUACUACUACAAUGCAGAUGGAUCACGUUCAGAGUGGGAAUUGCCAAAAUAUAAUGCUUUAUUACAUCCUCAAAGAGAGAUCACUAAAAGCAGAAGCCUUGAUAGGAAAUUUCAGGAAAACAUAGUUUUAACAAAGUGGAGGCACAGCACAUAUCUUCUGGAGACUGACAAGGAAUCUCCAACUCCAUCAAAAGCAAAUUUCCCUGAUAACGAAGCCUCACCGCCUUCUCCAAAACUUCAAUCAACAGAUCAAGAAAAGUAUGGUGUGUUAAAUGUGACCAAAAUCACUGAAAAUGGCAAAAAAGUGAGAAAAAACUGGACAUCUUCAUGGACUGUACUACAAGGCACAUCAUUAUUGUUGCAGGGCACUGGUGCUGGCUGGAAAUUUGGUAAUCAGUCCAAACCAGAGUUUACAGUUGACCUGAAAGGAGCAUCUGUUGAUUGGGCAACAAAGGACAAAUCCAGUAAAAAAAAUGUUCUUGAGCUUAAAACUCAUACAGGAACAGAACUUUUGAUACAGUCUGAUAACGACACGGUGAUAAAAGAUUGGUACACAGCACUAUCCAACACUAUUGGUACACCGACCGGAGAGUCUGAUGAAGCAAGUGAAGAUCACGUUCCUGACUCUCCAGUAGAAAAACAUGGCAAAGAAAAGAAUGACAAAGAGAAGGACCAUGACAACAGGGAUUCCAAAAAGAAUCGAUCAAUAAAGCCAGGAAGCAGCAUUGAUAAUUCAGAGCAAAAGAAAACCAAAACGAAAUUAAAGAAGUUUCUUACUCGGCGCCCAACAAUGCAAGCAGUUCGUGAGAAAGGUUACAUUAAAGACCCUGUAUUUGGUUCUAGUCUUGCCAGUCUCUGCCAAAGAGAAAACACCACAGUGCCAAAUUUUGUCAAACUCUGCAUUGAUCAUGUAGAAGAACAUGGACUUGAUAUUGAUGGGUUAUAUAGAGUCAGUGGGAAUCUUGCAGUGAUACAGAAACUUAGAUUUGCUGUUACACACGAUGAGAAGUUGGACUUGAAUGACUGCAAAUGGGAAGAUAUUCAUGUCAUUGCUGGAGCGCUGAAGAUGUUUUUUAGAGAACUUCCAGAACCACUUUUUACAUUUAACCACUUUGACGAUUUUGUGCUAGCAAUUCAAAAAGAACCAAGGCUUCGUGUUCAAGCAGUCAGAGAUUUAAUUAAACAGUUGCCAAAGCCGAACCAAGACACAAUGCAGGCUCUCUUCAAACAUCUCAAGCAUGUUGUCGAAACCGGAGAAAAGAAUCGAAUGACGUAUCAAAGCUUAGCAAUUGUUUUUGGUCCAACUUUGUUGAAGCCUGAAAAAGAGACUGGUAACAUAGCUGUGCACACUGUAUAUCAGAAUCAAAUAGUAGAGCUUAUUCUACUGGAAUACAAUGCUAUCUUUGGACGCUGAGCUUUACAUUGUUUGACCUGGAAUUGCUACUGGGAAACCCAUCUCUUUCUGAAGGACAUUAUUAUUUUUGCUACUAAUGUUACUGAUUUUAUUUGUGGACCAAGCUAAUCAUUUUUAUUUAAAUUUUUAUUUUUUUUUUGCACUUUUUUGGAAAAUGAUGAAAAAUUUCCAAUUGUCAUUUUUUUUAUUUUUUAAUAAAUGAUUUAAAAAGUUUUACAUAAUACAACCAGAUGCUUCUGAAUUGCAAGUCAAAAAUAGACACUGGAUUCACUGGAAACUAAAACCACUAUCAUGCCAUAGAUUUUCAACUUUAAUCACUCUUGAAAUUUUCUAAACUGUAUUAAUAUUGAUAUCAAUUUUGCUACUUUGUGUGGAAACAGUUAAAGUUCAUUUCAGUGACGCUGCAUCUUGUAUGUCUUUUUAAAACAAAUGUGAGCUUCUUUGCAGGCAUGCAGUGAAAAUCUUUCUCAGCUGCAAACAAUAUUGUACGUACCGCAAAAUUAUUUUUUUAAAGUACGAUGUUGUCAUUUUCUUUUUUUUUUUAUGUUAAAGCUCCAUUUUCCCUAUUUAAGUUUUACAAUGCAUUUAGCGAUGCUCUAUAACCUUGGCUGUGAAUAACCGCACACUUUAGUAUUAUAAACACUGAGAUAACCUGGAUGACUAUCAUAUGAGGUUUUCUUUAAACUGACAGUUCUGUAUAUAUGUAUGUCAGUUCUUCCUGGAAUUAUAUGUUACUUGAUGUUCUAUAACAAAUUGAAGUGUGUAGUCCUAAAUUAAGAGAUUACAGUGUAUAUUGGUGAUGCAAGUAUGUGGUAUUAAAUAUCCUCUUAAUGUAAAUAGAAGCCAAAGAUGUGAGUCUCUGGCUAUUUGUACAUAAUGAAUUUGGUGUAUAGUCUUAUCAUUUUUUCUGGUUUUCUCCACUCUAAUUUUGAAUCCAAAAUACAGGCAGCUCUUCCACUGGUAUCCGAUUUACUCCAGUAAAGCCUAUUGUAUGGGAGAACUAACUGUGUACGCACUUUUAGAUUUUAAAUAUUUUAUUUGCAGGUAGAUAUUUUAUGUAAGCAGAGGUACUGGAAUAUUUAAUAGGCUUCCUCUCUUAACCAGUGGAUUAUUUAAUAUGUACAGUGUAUUUUAGAAACAAAAAAAAUACAUAAUAAUUCUAUAUAAUGAUGUGCUUGUAUAAUGCCCACGUAAUGAUUGGCAAAUUGUUUAAAGAACAAUAAAAUAUCUGAGUUUCAUUUUACAUUAAUAAUGUAAACCUGUUUGUAAAAUAAAAAAGCAGAUUUGGAGCAUUUUGUAACAGGAAAAAGUUAUGAAGAUUUUUUUAGUGUAUUUUUGUAAACCACUGUAUGUUGCAUAUUCUGUUAUGCAUAUAUGUCUAAUCUAAAUAAAGACAUAGAUUAUCAAGCUCUUGUUACAUUUCAGAUACAUGUUGAAUAAAGAAUGCUCAGAAAAAUUAAA